UAAAGUCCGGGUCGUGAAGACUUUGCGAAACUACAAGCUGCGACAGUGCGACACCGGAGAAUUUCUCUCAUCCGCCUCACAUGGUGUCUCUUCAGGCAGCCUGUUGAUUCUUUAAUGUUAUUAGGGCCUAUUUUAGAUAGCCUGAAUAUUUCCAUGCACACGUAUGCACUCCCCGAUGCAAGGCUGCCCUGCGCUGCUCCUAUCGCCAUGUUGGUUUUUUACAGGAGCGCUUGCGCUUUUAAGAGGAUUUACAGCGCCAUAAAGGCAAUAACAGCAGCUAAAAGCCAUCGGAUAUGACAGAAGAGAGUCUUGGGUGUCCACUGAAUAUAGAAAUGAUCAGAAAAAGCACUGCAAACAUUUUUGGUAUCUAUUUUAAAUGUCGGAAGGGGCGAGGGCCUUAUCUGUACUUCGGGCUUCCCCCCGCCGCUCCGUCUCGCUCUGGAAUUAUGUUCAAAUUCAGACUCUCUCUUUAAUAUUUCUGCUCAGCACCCACUGUAAACAAUCCCAAAGCUUUCCCCUUUAUUUUCGUGUAAUUAUUGUGAGAAUUCCAGCCUCUGGGGAUUUUUAAUUAAUUUUUGAAAUAUAUAUAUCGGCUCGGCGGUGACGCACGCCACAGCAGCCGCUCGCUACUCGCCUUUAAUUUUGACAUUUUAUUCCCAUUAAUUCCACAUGGAUUUGGACAAGAAUUGUCGGGUAUGAUGUGGAAGACCUUCCCGAACAUUAUGGUUUGUGAGGAGCAGAAGUGCGAGGAAGAAGUUUUUCCUUUGGCCAUGAACUACUUAGACAGAUUUCUAGCAGUGGUACCCACCAAAAAGUGUAACCUGCAGCUGCUGGGAGCAGUGUGCAUGUUUCUUGCAUCCAAAUUGAAAGAGACUCGUCCAUUAACUGCAGAGAAGCUCUGCAUCUACACAGAUAACUCCAUCAGACCACAGGAGCUGCUGGAAUGGGAACUGGUGGUGUUGGGGAAGUUGAAGUGGAACUUGGCAGCAGUAACGCCAAACGACUUCAUCGAGCACAUCGUGAGGAGGCUGCCGCUGCCCGAGGAUAAGCUGGCUCUUAUACGGAAACAUGUCCAGACCUUCAUCGCCCUCUGCGCCACAGACUUCAGAUUCGCCAUGUACCCUCCCUCCAUGAUCGCCACAGGAAGUGUGGGGGCGGCGAUCUGCGGCCUGCAGCUGGAUUCAUCCGACCAAUCACAGUGGGGCGACAACCUGACCGACCUGCUGGCCAAAAUCACAAACACAGAAGUGGACGUCCUGAAGGAGUGUCAGGAGCAGAUCGAGCGUGUCCUGGUGAGCAGCCUCCGUGAAGGCCGGCAGCAGCAGCAGCAGCAGCAGCAGACCCAGAGGGGAAGCAGCGGGAAAGGCCUGGACGAGCUGGACCAGUCCUCCACCCCCACAGACGUCCGCGAUGUCAACUUGUGAACCAGCAGAGGGCGCAGUGCACAGGAUUUACAACAAAACAAAACGACAAAAAAACACGAUGAAAAAACCUCAAUUUCAAUUAAAAGCAGAAAAAAGAACAAAAGAACAAAAAAUGUUAAAACACAAGCCCUUUAAACCAUAAAAGAACAAUGCUUGCUAGUUUUUGUAGAUUUUUUUUCUGUUCUUCGAGUCAAAAAGAAAAAACACCUGCACACAAAUAGAUUUUCUAUGAUGUUGUAGAGUAAAGCGAUGAAGCUCUGUGGUGCCUUGGAUGUACAGAAGGGAAGCCAGUCACAUUCUGCCUUUGAUUGUAUAGUCUGAUCUCUAAGUUCUAUUCAGCCGCAGACGGAGAACGAGGCUGUUCUGGUAGAAGUCGUUCAGAAAAACUGCAUACAUGGGAUCACAGAGAGGCUUAAGUUUCCUUUCUCUGUUUUAUACGAGUAUUAUCAACCUUACCAGAGAGGAACCGGAGCUCCCCCACCAGCAGAAGGUCCAGAAAGCCGUGAGAACGUGAUGUUUCCAGGGAAGAGCUGGGUGAAAGAAUGAUUGGUAGUAAUUAUUAUUAUUAAUAUGUCAUUAGACAGAUUUAGUGUCUGAGUAGAGAUCAAUAAGCUCCUUUUGUCAGGCUGCUUGUGUGUCUGUGAGUGUAGACGUGUUGGUUGUGUGUCUGUUGUGUAGACGUGUUGGUUGUGUGUCUGAGUGUAGACGUGUUGGUUGUGUGUCUGAGUGUAGACGUGUUUGGUUGUGUGUCUGUGAGUGUAGACGUGUUGGUUGUGUGUCUGAGUGUAGACGUGUUGGUUGUGUGUCUGUUUGUGUAGACGUGUUGGUUGUGUGUCUGUUUGUGUAGACGUGUUGGUUGUGUGUGCUGUUGUGUAGACGUGUUGGUUGUGUGUCUGUGAGUGUAGACGUGUUGGUUGUGUGUCUGUUUUUGUAGACAUGUUGGUUGUGUGUCUGUUUGUGUAGACGUGUUGGUUGUGUGUCUGUUUAGACGUGUUGGUUGUGUGUCUGAGUGUAGACGUGUUGGUUGUGUGUCUGAGUGUAGACGUGUUGGUUGUGUGUCUGAGUGUAGACGUGUUGGUUGUGUGUCUGUGUAGACGUGUUGGUUGUGUGUCUGAGUGUAGACGUGUUGGUUGUGUGUCUGUUUGUGUAGACGUGUUGGUUGUAUCUGAGUGUAGACGUGUUGGUUGUGUGUUAGAGACACGGAUGUUGUACAGUCAGCUAUAUUAGUGUGUGCGUUCAGCGACAUGGCAGCACUUGAUUAAAAUCAUAGAUUUUUUUGUUUAGUUGGUGGAUCAAAGCGAGGCUCCAGAAGUCGUUCGUCCAUGUCCGUCCAUCCGUGUCCGUCCAUCCGUGUCCGUCCAUCCGUGUCCGUCCAUCCGUGUCCGUCCAUCCGUGUCCGUCCAUCCGUGUCCGUUCGAUCAUCGUUGGCCAGCGAGACGUGACUCAUGAUCCCACGGAGAAUAUUUGGCUUGCAGGAACUUCUCAUGUCGAGCCCUUGUCUUUCCAAGAGCAUUUUUCCUGACGUCAUUGAGUGUUUAUUGCUGCCAUUCGAUAUGAAUAUUUCAGAUUGACGGUGUUCCAAUGUGGUGUGUCCUUAGUGGUGAACGGCUGCUUUAAGUCCGGUCAGAGGAGGUAUUGUCUUCUUUCAGGUGAAAUGAGAGGACAGUGUCUUGAAGAAACUCCUCUGAGUUACUGAGCAGGGAUGAGGUGGGAAAGACUUAGAGAGGACCAGGAAUGAUAGACUGAUGGUGUUGCAGAAGAUGCUGCUGUUAGGAGAUGAGGAUGAUGAACAGAAAAACACCCAAGAAGCCUCACAGUAGAACUUGGAUGUCUGCAUAUUUGGGUGAAA
Molecule: messenger RNA, 3273 nt
Organism: Acanthochromis polyacanthus (spiny chromis)
Lineage: Eukaryota; Metazoa; Chordata; Actinopteri; Pomacentridae
Gene: ccnd2a
Product: cyclin D2, a
Exons: 5
Coding region: 696-1424 (242 amino acids)
Biological process (GO): positive regulation of G1/S transition of mitotic cell cycle; regulation of cyclin-dependent protein serine/threonine kinase activity; mitotic cell cycle phase transition
Cellular component (GO): nucleus; cytoplasm; cyclin-dependent protein kinase holoenzyme complex
Molecular function (GO): cyclin-dependent protein serine/threonine kinase regulator activity
Source: RefSeq, a predicted model, not a curated record